Pelmatolapia mariae (spotted tilapia) is the source of this 3551-nucleotide messenger RNA. It is a transcript of the gene klhdc3, whose product is annotated as kelch domain containing 3. The record is from RefSeq and is a predicted model, not a curated record. The transcript has 11 exons. The coding region runs from base 207 to 1355 and encodes 382 amino acids. Lineage: Eukaryota; Metazoa; Chordata; Actinopteri; Cichliformes; Cichlidae. Gene Ontology annotation, cellular component: cytoplasm. Gene Ontology annotation, molecular function: chromatin binding; protein binding.
UAAAACAGCCGACAGGGGGUGCUCGCGGUAACUCCUCAUUCCAUCACGCUUGGUAGGGGCUCUCGGGGGAUAGCCCUGCCUGGCUGCCUGUCAACCACAACCGGCUCGAAGCAGAGUGCUGCUACUACCCUUGUUGUUUUAAUGGCCUUGGUUUGAUGGGAGCAUCAGAGUGAUGGUCUAAGCGCUCACAGUCACAGAAGUGGGGAAUGUUGCGCUGGACUGUGCACCUAGAAGGAGGGCCACGGAGAGUCAACCAUGCUGCUGUGGCAGUGGGUCACAAGGUGUACUCCUUUGGAGGCUACUGCUCCGGGGAGGACUAUGAGACACUUCGUCAGAUUGAUGUGCACGUCUUCAACACAGUGUCAUUGCGCUGGAUGAAGCUGCCUCCAGUGAGGAUUACAGGACAUGAACGUGCCCGUGAAGUGCCAUAUAUGCGUUAUGGCCACACAGCUGUGCUGCUGGAUGAUACUAUCUACCUCUGGGGCGGGCGUAACGACACAGAGGGGGCCUGCAAUGUGCUCUAUGCUUUUGAUGUCAAUACUCACAGAUGGUACACACCCAGGACUUCAGGGACUGUUCCAGGGGCGAGGGACGGCCACUCUGCCUGUGUCCUGGGAAAGGCAAUGUAUAUAUUUGGAGGAUAUGAGCAGCUGGCUGACUGUUUCUCCAAUGACAUCCACAAACUGGAUACCACUACUAUGGUUUGGUCACUAAUUAAUGCCAGAGGAACUCCAGCACGCUGGAGAGACUUCCACUCGGCUACCAUCAUUGGGACAAAAAUGUUCGUGUUUGGAGGAAGAGCAGAUCGUCUUGGUCCCUUCCACUCCAACAAUGAGGUCUACUGCAACAAGAUCAGAGUGUUUGACACAGAGACUAACUGCUGGCUGACCACCCCUUCAACACAGCCACUACCAGAGGGACGCAGGAGUCAUUCAGCCUUUUCCUACAAUGGAGAGCUGUACAUAUUUGGAGGAUACAAUUCUCAUAUGGAACGACACUUCAACGACCUUUGGAAAUUCAAUCCAGAAAACUUCACAUGGAAGAAAGUUGAACCUAAAGGGAAAGGCCCAUGCCCUCGGAGGCGUCAGUGCUGUUGUAUGGUUGGAGAUCGAAUCAUCCUCUUUGGAGGAACCAGCCCCUGUCCAGAGCAAGGAAUGGGAGAUGAAUUUAACCUCAUGGAUCAUUCAGACCUGUAUAUCUUAGACUUCAGCCCUAAUUUGAAGACUUUAUGCAAAAUAGCUGUCAUUCAGUACAGUCUGGAGCAGUCGGGACUCCCACAUGAUAUCAGGUGGGAACUGGCAGCCAUGACAACCAACAGCAACAUCAGUAGGCCCAUCUUCUCCUCCCAUGGCUGAAGAAGCUUAAAAGUGAAGCAGAACCCAGACUCUGUUUCAGGACACUGGGCUUUUAUCUUUCUGAUCGAGGACGGUUUUUGUAUAGUCUGGAUCCGAUUUAUUUUACACAUUCUACAAGUGGAAACUUUUACUGACCAAAACAUCCCGUGUGAGACUCCCUUGGACACCAUCGGCUUUGCCCAGUCUGGGGAUAUUUUAACCCUUAAGAUGGAAAUCGUUGAUGCCUGUUCACCUUUUUUCUCUUCUUUCUAGCCUCUCUAGAAAUUCAAUCAGCCUAUGAUAAUCAUAGACUUCUAAUCUUAAGCACAGGAAGAGACAAGAACUUCAGCCAAAGGUUUUGAGAGCUAACCUCUUUGAGGAUUGUCAUCCAGAUGUCACACUCAUACAAAUGUGAACCUUCUGUUUCAAAUGCAAAUGGUUAAUUCACUUGCAGCGUUCCCUUACUUGGCCAUGUGCAACUAUCAGGUUCAUGGGCAGAUAGAGCUGGUGCAUGUUGAAUGAAAGGAGAAGAUUCUUUACCACAAUAUUGGAAUAUGAUCAUUACAAAAUAAGCUGGUUUUCAAUGUUUUGCCAUUUCCCUUCAUUGUAAUUCUGUCAGUACCCUACUUAAGUGGCUACAAGGUGAUUUGCAAGGCAGCCAAUGAAAAUGUCUGCCUUGUAGAGUGGAGUGCUUCUAUCUCCCUAAACUGCAUGCAUCAUUGGGCCUUUAAGAUUUCCCAUACAUUGAAUCACUAAAGGAGGCGUUUUGCAGGGAGGUAUUUGUGUUCUUCCAAGAAAUGCUGUAGUUUCACUAAAGGGUUCACCUGCCACCCCCUUGAAUAUGCUUUACAGUGCCAAACGUGGAAGGGAAUCUUGAUGCAAAGUGUGAGUGUGCGUGUAAGCUACUGGUCCUCGCCCACCUCAUUUAGUUUACUUGUUGUUGAGGAGAUCAUCUGAUAUGCAUAGUGUAGUUUCUUUUUAGAGACAAUCCCAUAGUUUAACGAUGUGACCCUCUUAUGUUUGCGCACAAUGACAGGCAAAAUUGCAGAUGUUUUAAAUGCACAAGGGCUGUUAACAGAUUACAUACCACACUGCUUGAAAAUGACUUGGAAAUUCUCAAAUUGGACAUUUAUUUAGGUUGGGGGUUUUUACAUUUUAUCUGACUUUUCAAAACGUGAUUGGUGGUGGGCUUUUAUUUCUUAAAAAAAAUAAAUAAAAAUAAUCUCAGCUUCACCCGCAUUAGUGAAUGAACAAGGCUGUUUCAUUUUUUUAAAUAUAUAUUGUCAACAAAUUCCCUAUAAAGACCAAAACAAGCUGUGUGUCUGUGCGAAGCCUUUGUUUCCACUGCAUGCUCAGUAAACCCACAUGGCUCUGAUGGUUCUGUCACUGAUACACAAAUAUACAUUUUGUAGGUUGGGUGAUUUUUAUUUUAUUUUUUUGACAACAGUAGUGUCUCAGGCUUUGGAUACACAGACAAUCUUUGAUUAAAUUGAAUAUAUAUUUUUGGUUUUGGCCUUUGUUGACAACAUCAGACUUAAUGAGCAUAAAUUCAUAGGUGAUAAAGGGUUAAGUUAUUUUAACCAUGGUUUUACUUUAAUCUGGUCCUGGGAAGGAAAUGCCUGAGCUAAGGUGGGAUUGGAAGCUGUGUAGCCACACACUCGUGAGGAUGUUUUAAGUGCCGGUCCUUGGGACCAGGUGUUCUGUUGCUUUCAGUCUCUGAUUAGCUGGUCGACAUUUAAAAACCAGCAGGGCUCUGGGUCCCAAAUAUUAGCGUUUAAUAACCUACAUCCUAAAUAUUUACAACUGUGUCAUAUAAAGCAGUGUUUUUAAAAAAACAAAACAAAACAACAACAACCCCCCCUUCCCCCCCAAAUCUUAAACAUUUAAGUAGCCAGAUAAGUGCACUAUAGCCAUGGUAUGUUUGACCUGACAGAGAGGAGACAUGUUGAUGCUGCGUUUGCCUAAACAGACUUCAAAGUUUGGGGCAUUUGGUUGCCCUAACCCCUUUACAGACCUGUGUUGCCACUGAGACUCGGUGACUCUUAGCCCCUGCACACGCAUGCAUAUUGACAGACUCUUGAUAUUCCUCAGAUAUUUCCAAUUAAACCCCAGGUUUCUUUCAUUUGUUUUGUGUAAAGUUUACAGGUGGCAUUUUUAGUAAGGACCUAAAAUUAAAGUAAAUUGCACCAUAGUCGGAUUUUAAAAAAAAAAAAAAAA